AUGCCCAACAUAACGCCAGCCCCAACGCUACCUUGGAACUAUAUUGCAAAGCUCGUCUGUAUAGGCGACUCAGGUACUGGCAAGUCCAGCUUGACGGUUCGGCUUUGUGAAGGCCGAUUUUCCGCCUCUCACGAUGUCACUAUUGGCGUCGAGUUUGGAAGCAGAAUAGUUCCUGUUGGCCCUCCCGCAAACGCAUCUUUAGACCUCGGUGCUCCCAACGGCCGCGAGGGUCAUGGCGGCAAACAAGAGCAGAAGAAGAUGAAGUUGUCAUUAUGGGACACCGCUGGACAAGAAACAUAUAAAAGCAUCACAAGAAGUUACUUUCGAGGUGCCUCUGGCGCCCUCUUAGUUUUCGAUAUCACCAGAAGGAGUAGCUUCGAGUCCGUCACUCAAUGGCUCAACGACUUGCGCCAGAUCGCCGAAGAAGGGAUUGUCGUUAUCCUGGUGGGGAACAAAUUGGAUUUGGCUGAACAAACCACCGACGUCCAAGGAGGCACCAAGCGAGCUGUGAGCAAAGAAGAGGCGGAGGACUGGUGUCGGAGAGAAAACAUCGUCAAAUACGUUGAAACCAGUGCAAAAAGCGGCGAAGGGGUUGAAAAGGCUUUCCUCGAGGUUGCAGAAAGAAUAUACCAGAACAUCGAAGCGGGUAAAUAUGAUCUGAACGACAGAAGAAGCGGAGUCAAAGGUUACGGCAUGGGCGGAGGUCGCGACGAGGCCAAAGCCCCCAAAACAGUCAACCUGACCAUGAAUGAUACCAUCAGGAGCGGCCAAGGAAGAGGGUGUUGCUGA
Cladophialophora yegresii CBS 114405 is the source of this 789-nucleotide messenger RNA. RefSeq lists its product as uncharacterized. Gene Ontology annotation, cellular component: endosome. Gene Ontology annotation, molecular function: GTPase activity; GTP binding. The record is from RefSeq and is a predicted model, not a curated record. Gene Ontology annotation, biological process: regulation of endocytosis. NCBI's taxonomy places the organism in Eukaryota, Fungi, Ascomycota, Eurotiomycetes, Chaetothyriales, Herpotrichiellaceae. The transcript is spliced from 2 exons. The coding region runs from base 1 to 789 and encodes 262 amino acids.